Cryptotermes secundus is the source of this 5255-nucleotide messenger RNA. It is a transcript of the gene loco, whose product is annotated as regulator of G-protein signaling loco. NCBI's taxonomy places the organism in Eukaryota, Metazoa, Arthropoda, Insecta, Blattodea, Kalotermitidae. Gene Ontology annotation, molecular function: protein binding; GTPase activator activity. Bases 437 to 5095 code for a protein of 1552 amino acids. The record is from RefSeq and is a predicted model, not a curated record. Gene Ontology annotation, biological process: signal transduction. The transcript is spliced from 12 exons.
GUUCGUGUUCUUUUGUUGUCAAACGCCUAAGGCAACCGAAGUUCAAAAUGGUAUUUGCUGGUGGUGUGCUUGUGUUGACAGGAGUGUAUUGUGACAUUUUCGGUAGAAAUAAUUGAAAUAAUUAAAAUUAAAAUUCAGAGUUAUUCCGGCUUCUGCAAUUCGCCAUAUGAGUCAAGUGACAAAUGUAACGAUGGAAGUGGAACUCUGUCGUUAUCUGGGGUCAUCAUUCCUGCAGCUGGUCAACCUAACCAUCUUGGAAGCAAAAUUAAAAUAUUAUACAAUAUCAGUAAUGUUGGAGUGUUUUGUAAACUGUAUUAUUAAGACAGUGAAACAAUUAUAUAAUGAGACAUACGUAUAUAAUAUCGAACCAUAGACUCUAAAAAAUGUGACCUUGGACUGAAUUAUAAAGAUUUCGGUUGUUGAAAACGCCUCCAUAAUGCAUCCAAUCCGGCGUCGAAAAAAACGCCCGAAUUACGGAGUAAGGACUGUUGAAGUUAGUCGAGGGAAAAAUGGGUUUGGCUUUACAAUAUCCGGACAGCAGCCUUGUAUACUGAGUUGUAUUGUUGCUGGAAGUCCAGCUGAGAAGGCAGGUCUUCGACCUGGUGAUUAUUUGGUAGCUGUAAAUGGGCAGAGUGUGAGUAAAGUACCACAUGAUGAUGUAGUACGUUUAAUUGGGUGCUCUUCUGGUAUUCUUAAGUUACAAAUAGCCGAAAACUACUAUUCAGAUAGUUCAGAUGAAGAUGCCAUCAUCCCAGCCAGACCUAAGCCCAAAUAUAUGCACAAGCCACGAAAUGGAGGCCACAAUCAACGAACAACAGCUAGUUCACAGCAGAGCCGAGGUGCAAAGAUUGUCAGGGAUCUUCGAACUGGAGCCAUGUAUGAACAGCAGGUUGAGCCAUCUGCUAUGUUGCAGAGCCCAGGAAAAUCUGAUCCUCCCCUCUCACAGCAGUGGGAACCUCCAGUUCCAUUACCACUCCCACGUCCACGUUUUUACCCACAUCCACAGACAGAGGAAUCCUGUGAACAAGAUAGGGACAAGGUGGAAUUCAGGGCCCUAGUUGGGUACCUAGGAACAAUUGAGAUGCCUAAAAAGUUACAGCCAGGCUCUAGAUUACAAGUAGUUCGCAGUUGUAUCAAACGUCUACGCACAGAGAAACGUGCACACACUUUGGUGCUGAUGAGUAUACACACACACAGCCUUACAUUGACGAACUGUCACAAAGUGACUCUAGCAGAAUAUCCCAGUGACCGAGUGACAUUUUGUGGGACCAGUUCAGAUGAGGAACGACGGUUCUUUGGUAUAAUUACCACAGCAGUUAGAUCAGUGGAAGAUGAGAAUGAUGGUAGGGAGUUAGUCCAUUCAAGUUCUUGUCACGUGUUUGCAAUUGAAUUGCGAUUGCAUGGAAUUCAUGGGGAGCAUGCAGGAAAAGCAGAUGCUUUCAGCCUUCAUUGCACUGUAGAUGCUGCAACUGGGUUUUGUACUGAGUUCCCAAGCUCAUCAGAUCCUAUUAUAUCUGCCAUCAAAGUUCUGUGUAGUAGUCAGGAGACUGGGACAGCAGGAAAUCCUUACGUGGAAGAGCCAUUAGUUGCCAACUCUCCACAGCCUAGUAAUGCCAGCAGUAUAACUACAACAGCAUCCAGUAAUAGUGACUCAGGUAUUGGCUUUCGAGAUGACUGUGGCAACCAGUCUGAUCGUAUUCUUGUUGUAGAUGUUCAGAACCAGAGGUUGCACAUUCAACAGAUGGUAAACAGCAACUGUGAAGUACAGCAGGGUAACAUUAGUGGGGUAAACCAACCAAAAUCUUGUAUGUAUGGUCUCACAGGUUCAGCUAAUAGCAGAUUAGUGAAACGUCCUGAUGACAGAUUGACUGUGCGUGUGAUGCCUGAUCCAGUGAUGAAUCUCUCAGGUACCUUAGCUGUGAGCAGCCAUAGCAGAUCUCCACUCAGUAGUAGCUCCAGUGAAGGUGAGAACCAUGAACAAAAAUCAAAUCCUUGCAUUGAGAUAUACUCAGAGCAAGUGGAUGUGCCAGUUUACGACUUUUCCAGUUAUUGUGGAGAGACAGCACUGAGUAAGAACAUGGCCACUAGAUCUAAUGAUGACAUGAGUGUGAGUAGUGGAACCAAUAAGAGCCAAGACCAGCUGAAUUUGCAGUAUAAGCAUAAUAUGUACAAAAAUUUCAUGACCAACAAAACAGUUUCUCAGUGUUUUCAUACAAACAUCAAAGAAAAAUCUGUAAAUGAUGCAAAUUACAACUUUCCAAGAUUUCCUCUCAUUGUUAAAAGUGCCCGGUCAGUGGGUGCUAUGAAUAUUGGCAGUGUACAAUCCCAUGAUGCUGUUCUGUCAUGCAAGCUCAGUCCCAAAGUAUUUGGCACACCAUUGCGACCGAUGACACACAGCUUGGAGGACCUGAAGGUGACAGAAGUACCAAAUGAUGAAAAGGAUCCACUGGCAGCUAGUCUGAGCCUCUCCAGCCGGGGACAGCAUUGGGGAAGCCUCCAGGACCUACGCAGUUUUGUGGUCAACUGCUUUGAGGCUUCACCACCUCCUAAAGACAUGAAUCGUCCACAACUGAAAAAAUGGGGUGUCGCAACGUUUACCGCAACCAAGACAUUUGUUCGAGCCACAACUGGACCUAGAGCCGGCAAACGCAUCUCUCGGAAUCUUCAGCGGUCCUCAUCGGAUGAAGGCGUUUUCAGUAAGCAUGAAGGCCAUGAUCCAGGAGUGGAAUUGCUACAAGAGGAUGAACGCGAGCGAGGUGUUGCAAGUUGGGCUACAUCUUUUGAAAAACUUUUGGGAGAUCCAGCAGGACUACACACAUUUGCUGAGUUCUUGAAAAAGGAGUUCAGUCAUGAGAACAUCUACUUCUGGGUGGCAUGUGAGAAGUACCGAUCCCUCAGUAGUCCUACUGAGCGUACCAUUUCUGCAAGGGACAUUUUUGAACGGCACUUAUGCCUUGGUGCACUUGAACCUGUGAAUGUAGAUUCCCAUGCACGCCAGGCUACACAGGAUGGUCUGACAGAUGCAGCUUCAACAUUGUUUCUCCAGGCACAGAAGCAGAUAUUCAACUUAAUGAAAUUUGACAGCUAUCCUCGGUUCCUCAAGUCAGACCUGUACAAGGAAUGCCUUGUUCGGGAGUUAUCUGGACAGGAACUGCCCUUUCCUGGUGGAGAUAAUCUAGAUACAGGGCUGCAGUUGCAUGGCACUGGCAGUUACCCUAGUCACAGCAAGUUGAAGAAAAGUAGAAGUGAUGCAGAGGACCGUCAUCGAAAAUCAUUGCUACCAUGGCACAGAAAGAAUCGCUCCAAAUCGAAGGAUCGUGGGGAAUCAGAGUACAACAAGCUGAGGAUGCUUCAACAGAAACAUGACACAGAGGACACAGUGUCUGUUCGUAGUGAUGUCACCAGUAGUAGAUCUUCUCUUGCAUCAUGGGACCUUGCCUUGAGAGGAUCAUUCAGUAGGCAGUCUGUAACCUCAGGAGAAGGGGAGAGCUGCUGUACUCUGUGUCGUGUAAUCUUGCCUGAUGGUGCAACUACAGUUGUGCAGACACGAAGUAGCGAAUCUGUACGUGACCUAGUACUGCGGCUGCUAGACAAGCGAGGCCUUCAUUACUCUGCAUUCGAAGUGUUUGAUGGUACUAGUGUAAAGCCACUCUCCUUGGAUGAAGACUCCACGAUUCUGGCGGGCAAAGAAGUUCAUGUUGAGCAACGAGCUGUGUUCAGGCUUGACCUCCCUAACAGGAAGACAGUGGGUGUCAAGGCAAAAAUUGACAAAUCACUUGGUGAAAUUCUGCGACCCAUUCUGCAUAAAUAUGGCUACAAGCUGGAGCUUGUUACAUUAUGUUUAAUGAGUGAAAACGAAGUUGUGGAGAUUAGUGCACCUGUCAUAUCAGUAGACAGUCAGCGUCUACAGGUGCUUACAAGAAGUGCAGAAGCUUGGAAAAAUGAGGUGGCACAUACUGUGGCAUCACAGCAUAGAUUGAAGGUUGCAGGUCCAACAUUGGAUGAAAUCACAAAUCGGGUAUUUGAGGAGUUGUUGCAAGGGAAGGCUACUGAGACCACUCAUACAGCAUCAGAUCAAGGAUCUAUCAGGUCAGAAGAUUGGGGCUCAGAACAUUCUUCAGGAAUCUUUGGACGCUUCCUUAGGAGGGACUCAGCCCUUCUGGAUAAAGUAAGGGAAUCACGAGUCAAAGGCAAGAAAGCUUUUGGAAUCAGUAAACAUGUUGGAGAUGAAAGUGAGGCAAAAGUUGUACCCACCUCACAUCCAAAACCACCUCUUAUCACCAAAUGGAAAGUUGGUGUCAAGCUUCAAGGACGUUCUGAGAGUGAUGAACUGUAUGAAGGUCUGAAACGUGCACAGAGGAGCAGAUUAGAAGAUCAAAGAGGAACAGAAAUAAACUUUGAACUUCCAGACUUUUUGAAGGACAAGGAGAAUGCUCCUCAAACUGGUAAAAAGUUUCGAAAACUUAGAAGAGGUGAAGAAAAUACGUCCAAGGUCUGUGAGCCAUCAGAACUACACCCAGAGUCUCAGCAUGCAAGUAACAGUCAAGAGAGAUUGCCAGCAGGAACAAGUGGAACCAGAUGUGGUUACCAUACUGACAGGACUACACCAGGUGCUCUGGUAACUCGUUUAUUAGAUCAGAGUUUUGUAGCAGAAGGUGUGAUUCCCUCUCCUCACCAGGCUGAAGAGUACUUUUUAGGACACCGACCAGACCCAAACAAACUGGAUAAGACACAUCAUGGUGACAUUUCAGGAGCUGGAUCAUCACUUGAGAACACAUUAGUAGAACUUAAUCCACUGGAAGCAACCUUAACCUGUGUAGAUUCUAGAGAUGAGGUGAAUCAGGGUUUGAAUCGUUUGCACCAACAUAGUGAACCCCCACCUUUGCCCCCCAAACCUAAGCAUCUUCCUCUAAAAACAUCCAUGUGGGAAUCCAGCAGUAAUGCAUCGGGUUCUACCAACCCCUCUACCUUUAGAGCACCUGGAGACAGUGCCAACUCCAGGUUCCUAAGACCCACAGAAGUAAAAAGGGAUGUCAGAGUUUGUAGAAGCCGAAGAACUGUAUACCUUGAUCAACCCAGCAGCAGUUUUGUCUGAUUUAGCAUAUGCUUGUAGAUUUUCAAUAUGGCUAGUUUGAUACAUGGUAUCAUUUGACAUAAUUUACUUUGUAUUUGUUAUUAGAGGGGCACACAGUAGCAUUGUUGGUUGAGGCACUGUGCUACAAGCCGGAAGGUCGCAGGUUCAAGUCCUGAUGAGG